Messenger RNA from Galdieria sulphuraria, 2376 nucleotides. Its product is annotated as leucyl aminopeptidase. The record is from RefSeq and is a predicted model, not a curated record. Lineage: Eukaryota; Rhodophyta; Bangiophyceae; Galdieriales; Galdieriaceae. Gene Ontology annotation, cellular component: cytoplasm. The coding region runs from base 29 to 1864 and encodes 611 amino acids. The transcript is spliced from 3 exons. Gene Ontology annotation, molecular function: metalloaminopeptidase activity; manganese ion binding. Gene Ontology annotation, biological process: proteolysis.
UUUUGUUCUCCAUUGGACAGUCUUUGGCAUGAAACAUCAACCACAACGUUCUCGACUGGGUCUUAGUUGGGUGGUGGGUUCGUUUCUUGUUACAUCACAUAGUCUGUGGAAACACUUUUCCAAAAGUUACAAGUGUAGAUUGAUUUGUCAAAGGAACUUUCAGUCAAGCAGAGUUUGGAAAUAUUGUCAAAGACCACCUCGUUUGUUGCGUUAUUUUGAGUUGAAAGAGUCACCAUCUACGUCUCGUAGCUAUUGGACAAGUCACUACGCUCAUUGGAAAAUGCAACACAACUCCUCUUUGCAACCUCAAACUUGGGUAGAAAACAGUCAUCGUUUUCCAAGACAUAUCGAAUUUCGUUCGGAUAAACUGAGCAACUUUGGUGGAGAAUUGCUAGUACUGGGUUUAGAAGAGUCUCAAAAACAACAGGAAGAAGUACAUCCAAUACCUUCCACUCUAGUGGAUCAACUAGAUAAGCAACAACAGGAAGCAAUAUACUCUCUUCUAAAGGAGACCCGCUUUCAAGGCAAGUUGGGAAGUAGUCAGUAUCAACGAAUAUUUCUACCCGGUGUGGGUAUCAGAUAUAUUGCUUUGUUUGGACUCGGCAAAAUAGAAAACUCCAACACUACAACAACGAUCGACAUCAGAAGGAAAUUGGGUGCAUUCAUAGGCCAAAUUGCUCUUCAGUAUAAAACUUGUACAAGUGCAGGUAUAUGGACCUCGUUCUCUUCCUGGACACAAGACCAAAUACAAGCAUUAUUGGAAGAGAUUAUGCUUAGCUCGUACAAAGACGAUCGAUUCAAAGGUACUCCAGACGAGACUGACUCACCUUGUAUUAAAGAAGUUUGUCUACUUGAUGAGACAAAAGUACAAUCUUCCACAGUCACAAAGGCUAAGAAUAUGGUCUCGGGUAUUAUCAUGACCAAGGAGUUGGUGUUUGCUCCAGCAAAUAGUGUUACUCCAACAUUGUUAUCUCAAGUAGCUAUUCAUUUAGCCCAACAAUAUGGAAUGGAAUACAAAAUACUGGACAAGGAACAAUGUCAAAAGAUGAAUAUGGGUUGUUAUUUGGGUGUUGCACAAGGGUCCUCAGAACCUCCCAAGUUUAUCCAUUUAAAGUAUUCUCCUGUGCAAGGACCAGUGAAAAAGAAGAUUGCUUUGAUUGGAAAGGCAAUUACCUUUGAUUCUGGUGGUUACAAUUUGAAAGCAGGAGUCGGUUCCAUGAUUGAAUUGAUGAAAUUUGAUAUGGGAGGCUGUGCUGCUGUUUUAGGUGCUGCCAAAGUUAUUGGAGAAUUAAAGCCCAAUCAUAUCCAAGUACAUUUCAUUGCAGCUUCUUGUGAAAAUAUGAUAUCAGGAAAUGCUUAUCAUCCAGGAGAUGUAUUACAAGCUUCCAAUGGAAAAACAGUGGAAGUUAUCAAUACGGAUGCAGAAGGAAGACUUACUUUGGCUGAUGCUUUGGUUUAUGCAGAACAAAUCGAUACAUUCGACUGCAUCAUCGAUGUGGCCACAUUGACUGGCGCCAUCAUCAUCGCAUUGGGAAAUGAGUAUGCCGGUUUUUGGGCCAAUCAAGAGGAAUUGGCCAAACGUAUUGAAAGUGCUUCUCAACGUUGUGGUGAGAAACUUUGGAGAAUGCCUUUGGUCAAUGAAUAUAUGGAAUCUUUAAAGAGUAAGAUUGCAGACUUGAAGAAUGUGGGUGGAAGGGCUGGUGGUUCUAUAGCUGCUGCCUUGUUUUUAAGAGAAUUCGUGAAACAUGCUCCUUGGGCCCACAUAGAUAUUGCAGGUACUGUAUGGAAUGAGAAACAAUCAGUAGCUACAGGUUUCGGUGUGCGUACUUUAGUAGAGCUUUGUGAAAGUUAUUCACAAGAAUAAAGACAAGUAGGAAACCAAGAAGAAAAAAAAUUUAAAAUUUUCUUCAUUGUGUUGGGGCGCGCCAAAAAAUUGAAAAGCGUGUUGUUCUCUUUGUUGGUUUCGCUUUAUGUUAUGGAUGCUUUCCAAUCUGCAGCAUUGAUAAGAAUAAAAAAGGAACUAGAACAACUGUAUUCUAACCCACCAACUGGCAUAAAGGUAUGGACUAAAGGUGAUAACCUUUAUGAAUUGGAGGCAGAAAUAACGGGACCUGAAAACUCUCCUUAUGAAGGAGGUCGUUUUCUUUUAUUGAUACAGUUACCUUCUAGAUAUCCUAUUGGAAGUCUCAUCUUUAUCGACUCUGUAUGACUCUUGUCUAUUGUCCUGAAUAUAUGAUUUUAUUGUAUGAUUUUUCUUUGAUGCCUUGUAAUUUACCUCUUAAAUGUGUUUUUAUUUCUUGUUUGUUUGUGAUUUUUUUGUUAGUAGGCAUUCGUUUUUUGCUCGUAUAAGCUCAAUCGGGCAAGAUGCUCUCAUGG